AUGGCAAUGAAGACAGCUGUGAUGAUGAUAGCAUCAACCUCCAAUGAAGUAUUGAAGAGCCAUGAUUCCUCAAACAAUAGAGGUCGUAAAGUAAGACAAGUUGGUGAAGAUAAUCUAUGGAGUACUCCACUUUUGUUGAAUCAAGGGGAUAAAGGCUCUACUUCAGCCUCAACGGCUCAAUUACUGACAUCUUCUUCGAGUAUCAAUUCGUGGGAAAUAAAAGAGGGUCAAAUAUUUGAGAACAAGCAAGAGUUGAAGAUGAAACUCAAUCUUUAUACAUUAAAGAAAAACUUUGAGUUUAAAGUAAAGAAGUUUGCAAAAAAUAUAUGGUGCACAGUAUGUGUUGAUGAUAAAUGCAAAUGGAGGUUGAGGGCUACUAAAUUGGUUAAUUCCAAUAUGUUCGAGGUUCGUAAAUUUUUCGGUGAACACACAUGCUCAUUGGAUGUUCGACAUAAAGAUCACCGUCAAGCAUCCCCAUGGCUUAUUGGACAUGUCAUAAGGAGAAAAUUUGAGGGUGAUUAUGUUAAUUACAAGCCAAUGUCAAUUGUUAAAGAUAUGAGUUUAUCAUAUGGAGUUCAUAUGAGCUAUGCUAAAGCUUGGAGGUGUCGAGAGCAUGCAUUGGCUUACAUAAGAGGUACACCAGAAUCAUCAUUUCAGAAACUUCCCUCAUUUCUAUACAUGAUGGAGCAAAAAAAUCCUGAAACUGUGACUCAUUUGCAGAUGGACAAUGAAGGUAGGUUCAAAUAUUGCUUCAUGUCCUUAGGUGUUUCUAUAAUGAGGUUUAAAACAUAUAUUCGCCCAGUUAUAUGUGUAGAUGGAACCUUCUUGACUACUAAGUGUGGAGGUACUUUGUUAUGUGCCAUGAGCCAAGAUGCUAACAAGCAAAUAUAUCCAAUUGCAUUUUCAGUAGUUGACUCAGAGAAUAAUGACUCAUGGUUGUAUUUUCUACUGAGGUUGAAGGAAGCGAUUGGUGAAGUAGAGAAUCUAGUAUUCGUGUCUGAUAGACAUACUAGUAAAGCAAGUGCCUUGACUAAAAUUUUUCCUCAGGCACACCACGGUGCUUGUAUACAUCAUGUUAGCAUGAAUAUCUGUGCGAAGUUCAAAACUGACCAUUGCCAUGAAGAAUUCUUCCUUGCAACGAAAGCUUAUAGAAAGCAAGAGUUUUUAUGCUAUUUUGAGAAGAUUAAAUUCAAAGAUCUUGCAAUUGCUCAAUACUUAGAGAAUCAAGUGGGUUUUGAAAAGUGGGCUCGUUCUUUCUUUCCUGGUCAUUGA
Messenger RNA from Humulus lupulus (European hop), 1272 nucleotides. RefSeq lists its product as uncharacterized. The coding region runs from base 1 to 1272 and encodes 423 amino acids. The transcript has 2 exons. Lineage: Eukaryota; Viridiplantae; Streptophyta; Magnoliopsida; Rosales; Cannabaceae. The record is from RefSeq and is a predicted model, not a curated record.